This is a messenger RNA of Microthlaspi erraticum, 4893 nucleotides long. NCBI's taxonomy places the organism in Eukaryota, Viridiplantae, Streptophyta, Magnoliopsida, Brassicales, Brassicaceae. The record is from the annotation of a GenBank genome assembly.
AUGGCUCAGUCUCAAACCACCGAGGGAGCUUCCCAGGUGGUCGAAUCAGUCAAAUUCAGUUUCAUGACUGAGGAAGAUGUUCGACAGCAUAGUUUCCUCAAAGUUACAAAUCCUGUAUUGCUCGAUAACGUUGAGAGACCUGUUCCUGGCGGUCUCUAUGAUCUUGUAUUGGGUCCUUUAGAUGACAGGACGCCUUGUAAAUCAUGUGGUCAGCUCAGCCUUAGUUGUCCAGGACAUUGUGGCCACAUCGAGCUUGUCUAUCCUAUUUACCACCCUUUGCUGUUCAGUCUUCUUUUCAAUUUCCUGCAGAGGACCUGUUUCCUCUGUCAUCACUUUAUGGCGAAAAAGAAAGACGUUGAGAGAUGUGUUUCUCAGCUGAAAUUCAUCCUGAAAGGUGAUAUAGUUGCCGCUAAGCGGUUGGAUACCGAAGACAAUGAUUCAUCAGAAGAAGAAUGUGAAGAUCUUGACAUGGGGAAGGAGAGAUGGACAUCUCUGCAGUUUGCAGAAGUCACUCGUGUUAUGAACAAAUUCUUUAGGUUGAAAUCAAAGAAGUGUGACAAGUGCGGGGGACAACCUUGCAAACUAGAGAAGCCCAUGUUCGGAUGGGUUCGCAUGAAUAUGAAAGGCUCCGCCGCUAGAGAUAAUGAAGUUCGUGGGCUUAAGCUAAAGACCAGUAUGGAAAUUUCCGAUAACUGUGAUGACAUUGGCAUCGAUGCAUUAUCGGAAGUCGAAGAUGGUGUUAAAGAGAAAAGGGGAAAAACUUCCGGAGGAAAGAAGCAGAAGGAGAAAAAAGACGUUUUGCCAAUUGAGGUCAAAGAAAUCUUAAAAGGUUUGUGGGAAAAUGAGCCUGAGUUUUGCUCCUUCAUUGGUGAUCUUUGGAAGAGUGGAUCUGAAAAAACUGAUUACUCUAUGUUCUUUUUGGAGAGUGUUCUUGUGCCUCCCACUAAGUUUAGAGCUCCAACAAAAGGAGGUGAUAGCGUUAUGGAACAUCCUCAAACCGUUGGGCUAGUUAAGGUGUUACAAGCCAAUAUAAACCUUGGGAAUGCCUGUACUAACAAAUUAGAUCAAUCCAAGAUAGUUUCCAGAUGGAUGAAUCUUCAAGAAUCAGUCAACGUCUUGUUUGAUAGCAAAACUGCCACAGUUCAAAGCCAGAAAGAGGGUUCCGGGAUAUGUCAAUUGCUGGAGAAGAAAGAGGGUCUAUUUCGGCAAAAAAUGAUGGGAAAGAGAGUGAAUCACGCAUGCAGAUCUGUGAUAUCUCCAGAUCCGUAUAUCGCAGUCAAUGACAUUGGAAUUCCUCCUGUUUUUGCUUUGAAAUUGACGUAUCCCGAGAGGGUGACUCCUUGGAAUGUUGAAAAGUUAAGGCAGGCUAUCAUUAAUGGUCCUGACAUUCAUCCGGGAGCUACACAUUACUCUGACAAAGUAUCUACACUGAGGCUGCCUCCUUCCAAAAAAGCACGAAUAGCAAUUGCAAGAAAAUUAUUCUCCUCACGAGGAGCCACUACAGAACUUGGAAAAACUUGUGAUAUCAACUUUGAAGGUAAAAUUGUCUAUCGACAUAUGCAAGAUGGCGACGUCGUCCUUGUGAAUCGUCAGCCAACAUUACAUAAACCUAGUAUAAUGGCGCACAUGGUCCGUGUUCUUAAGGGGGAUAAAGCACUUCGUCUCCACUAUGCAAAUUGCAGUACAUACAAUGCAGAUUUUGAUGGUGAUGAGAUGAAUGUGCACUUUCCACAAGAUGAGAUUUCACGUGCUGAGGCCUACAAUCUUGUCAAUGCCAACCACCAAUAUGCCAGGCCUUCUAAUGGUGAUCCACUUCGAGCUUUAAUUCAGGAUCAUAUCGUCAGCUCCGUUUUGCUUACUAAAAGGGACACCUUUUUGGACAAAGAUGAAUUCAAUCAGCUCCUCUUCAGUUCUGGCGUGACUGACAUGGUACUCGGUUCUUUUUCUGGAAGCUCUGGCAAGAAAGUCAUGGAACUAGCUUGUGUUGCAGAAUUAUUGACAGUCACGCCUGCUAUUUUGAAACCAGUUCCCCUUUGGACUGGAAAGCAGGUCAUCACUGUAGUGUUGGAUCAGAUAACCAAAGGUCACCCGCCAUUCACCGUAGAGAAAGCUACCAAACUUCCAGUUCAUUUCUUUAAAUGUAGAUCAAGAGAAGUAAAGUCUAAGAGUGAAGAAGUCAACAAUAAGAAGCAAGACGUUGAUGCGUCAUGGGAAAAAGAACUUAAUGAAGAUAAACUGCUCAUCAGUAAAAAUGAAUUUGUCUGUGGUGUAAUUGACAAGGCUCAGUUUGCGGACUAUGGGUUGGUUCAUACAGUGCAUGAGCUGUAUGGUCCAAAUGCUGCAGGAAAUCUGCUUUCCGUGUUUAGUCGUCUCUUUACAGUCUUUCUUCAGACUCACGGUUUCACCUGUGGAGUUGAUGAUCUUAUUAUUUUGAAAGAUAUGGAUGAAAAGAGGACAAAGCAACUCCAAGAAUGUGAAAAAGUUGGUGAAAAAGUACUUCGUAAGACUUUUGGCAUUGGUGUUGAUGUUCAGCUAGAUCCUCAUGACAUGAAAUCCAGAAUUGAACGUAUUCUUUACGAGGACGGGGAACCUGCCUUGUUAUCUUUGGACAGGAGCAUCGUAAGUGGGCUCAACCAGUGUUCAGGCGAGGGUGUGAUGAACGAUUUGCUGUCUGACGGAUUACUGAAAACACCAGGAACGAAUUGUAUAUCGCUGAUGACAAUAUCUGGGGCUAAGGGCAGUAAGGUAAACUUCCAGCAAAUCUCUUCACACCUUGGCCAGCAAGAUUUAGAAGGAAAAAGAGUUCCCCGAAUGGUGUCUGGGAAGACAUUACCGUGUUUCCAUCCAUGGGACUGGUCCCCUAGAGCUGGUGGUUUUAUUAGCGACAGAUUUCUUAGCGGUCUCCGGCCCCAAGAAUAUUACUUCCAUUGCAUGGCUGGACGAGAAGGGUUAGUUGAUACUGCAGUGAAGACGUCACGUAGUGGGUAUCUGCAGAGAUGCUUAAUGAAAAAUCUUGAGAGCCUAAAGGUCAACUACGAUUGUACUGUCCGGGAUGCUGAUGGGUCCAUUAUCCAGUUCCAAUAUGGUGAAGAUGGCGUGGAUGUUCACCGGUCUAGCUUCAUUGGAAAGUUCAAAGAACUGGCACUCAAUCAAGAGAUGAUACUCCAAAACUGCAGUGAAGACAUGCUAUCUGGAUCCAGUGGUUACAUCACCGAUCUCCCUAUUACUCUUAAGAAAGGAGCACAGAAGUUUGUAGAGGCAAUGCCUUUGAAUGAACGUAUUGCCUCUAAAAUGGUGAGACAAGAAGAUCUACUGAAGCUAGUGAAAUCAAAAUUCUUUGCAAGUCUCGCCCAGCCAGGGGAGCCUGUUGGUGUUCUUGCUGCCCAGUCUGUAGGAGAGCCAUCAACACAGAUGACGCUAAACACUUUCCAUCUUGCUGGACGUGGAGAGAUGAAUGUGACGCUGGGAAUUCCGCGUUUACAAGAGAUUUUGAUGACUGCUGCGGUAGACAUUAAGACGCCAAUUAUGACAUGUCCAUUGCUGAAGAGCAAAACAAAAGCUGAUGCAAAACGUAUUACUGAUAAGCUGAGGAAGAUUACGGUGGCAGAUAUAAUGAAGAGUAUGGAAGUUUCCGUUAUACCGUACGCGAUUCAUGAGGAUAAAGUGUGCAGUAUUCACAAGCUUAAGAUAAAUCUCUAUAAGCCAGAUCAUUAUCCGAAGCAUACUGACAUAACUACAGAAGACUGGCAAGAGACGAUGGAAGCUGUGUUUUUGAGGAAGCUGGAAGACGCUAUAGAGACUCACAUGAAAAUGCUUUUUAGAAUGAGGGGCAUACAGGAUGAGAAAGAAGACGCUCGUCCAAAAUCUGGAAAUGACGUGGAUGAUGAGGAUUCCGUCAGUGGAAAACAGACUGAAGAUAAUGACGAUGAUGAGGACGAGGGGACAGAGGUUGAUGAUCUUGGUUCAGAUGCACAGAAAGAGAAGAAGCAAGCAAUAGAUGAGAGGGAUUAUGAGGAAAGCUCCUCUGAUGAUGAGAAGAACGAACCAUCCUCAACUAGUGGAGUAGAGGACCCUGAGAUGGAUAACGAAGAUGAUGACGCGGAAGUUAGCAAGGAAGAAGAGACUAUGGAACCGCAAGAAGAGGCAAAGAAUGUUAAAGAAGGGAGUAAAAAGAAGAGACGGAUAUAUGUUAGAAAUACUAAAAUUGACAGGAAUAUCCGUUGGAAAGGCAAAGGAAAGACAUUUGAGGUCGAUUUCAAGUUUAAUCAAGAUGAUCCUCAUGUCUUACUUGCUCAGAUUGCUCAGAAAACAGCGCAGAAGGUUUACAUCCAGAAUUCUGGCAAGAUUGAACGUUCCACAGUGGCUAAUUGUGGUGAUCCUCAAGUCAUAUACUAUGGAGACGAUCCAAAGGAUAGAAAAGAAAUCUCCAACGAUGAGAAGAAAGCCUCACCAGCUCUCCACGCAUCAGGAGUCGAUUUCUCCGCUCUCUGGGAAUUCCAAGACAAGCUUGAUGUCAGGUACUUGUACAGCAACAGCAUUCACGACAUGCUCAACACUUUUGGUGUUGAAGCAGCCAGAGAAACCAUCAUCAGGGAAAUAAACCACGUGUUCAAAUCAUACGGUAUCUCUGUAAGCAUCAGGCAUUUGAAUCUCAUCGCCGACUACAUGACAUUUUCCGGUGGAUACCGUCCAAUGAGCCGUAUGGGAGGAAUUGCAGAAUCAACCUCUCCGUUCUGCAGAAUGACUUUUGAAACAGCAACUAAGUUCAUUGUCCAAGCAGCUACUUAUGGAGAAAAGGACACUCUAGAAACUCCAUCUGCUAGGAUCUGUCUCGGCUUGCCCGCUCUCUCAGGAACAGGAUGCUUCGAUUUGUUGCAGAAAAUGGAGCUCUGA